GAAGUGUCCAAAUGCUGUGGAGAACCAGCUGACUUUCUGCCAGCAUCGUUUAGCGCCUCUAAUGGACAAAAAUACUCCGCGCGACUAAACGUUACCGAGUUAUGCUCUCGAGGUAGCCAGUUCUGAGACAACCUAUAAUACUUGAAGAGCAAGCUGUAGUUUCAUGUGUAUUGAGAAUGGAAUACCCCAUAGUCUUUCGUUAGUUGGUAGGCUGCGUGAGUAAAAGUAGCUGACUGUGAGAGGAGGCUACAAUGCGCAAGUGCUCGGCUGUAUUUUACAUUACUCUAGGUUUCGUAUCUCUCUGGACACCUGAAGCGUCAACAGGAUCCUGUAACUGUGGACGUGACUCUUUGAACUUAUUGAAAAAUAAAUGUAACAACACAGAAGGAGUCUAUGAUUUGACAUGCUAUGUAAAAUAUAAGAAAUCUCUUGUGUCCGUCUGUGAAUGGAAAGGAGACAUAUCAAUCUCAUACAUGCUGUACACACAACAGAGGAGAUGUAAUUGUGUAAAUGUACAUCAGAAGAAUGGAAUUUGGACUUCUGAUGACUUUCCUGUUUUCCCAAAAUAUAAUGUGACAGCUCACGUUAUUGCAAGCAGUGGAUAUGCACAGUGGUGCACCUACAAAAAUUUCAGAGAAAUUCCAUCCAAGAUUACAAUGUGUGGCCCUCAUUCAAAACUAACUUACAGAAGAAGCUCAGGCCAUCUGACUGUGCAGGUGGAGUGGGGAGAUGAAAGCAGAUAUAUUAAAAACUUCUUUGUAGAGUACAAAGAGUUCAACACUACAAUCUGGAAAGAGCAACAGUCUAAAAACAAAAAACAAUGUGUUUUGUGGAAUCUGAUAUCAUCUCUGCCUUACGAGUUGAGAAUACGUUGCAAUCCCACCCAAGAGUGUGUCCAGUGUCCUCGUAGUGAAAUCAUUGUGGUUCCAUUGGAACUCACAGAUGCACCAUCGAUCCAGCUGGAGAUUCAAGACCACAUACAAAAUCGUUUCAUAUCACCAGGACAGAGAAAAGCAGUCGUGAAGUGGGAGUAUGCAAACAGUGAAGCUGUGGAUUACUACAAUGUGACAGUGAGGAAAGUAUCCGGGGAACUUAGCAAUCAGGACAGUUUCAGAACUGAAGAUUCAUCUCUCACCAUGAUCCUGUCUUACUCCGCAUACAACAUCACUAUCAGAGCUUUAAACACUGCUGGAUCGUCUCCUGUUUCCAGUAUAGCCACUGAGCAAAUGGAUGAGUGGAGGGAUUCGUUUGGGCUAUUCAGUGUCAACAUAACCAGCAACAACCAUUUUAGUCUGUUCUGGAACAGUUCCGUCUCAAGUGUUUGUUACUCUGUGGAGUGGUGGGCCAAAGGACAGAUACCAACUUUUUGUCCAUUCUACGAAAAGCACACGCACAAAGAAAUAACUUGGAAAACUGACAGCUGUUGGGGAGAAGGACGUGACAUGUGGCCAAUUUUUCAGCCAUAUACAAGAUAUAUAUUUUUCCUGCACACCAGACCUUACACAGACACCUGCAACAUGAAGAAUUUAAACAACAGUGAGACAACCUAUGGCACAGCCCAAGCUUACUUCACUGAAGGAAGUCCUAUCAGUGCUCCUGGGAAUGUGAGUAUUUUUAAUAUAACCCAGCAUUCCUCAGUAAUCACAUGGUGCCCCGUGUCUGAGGAAGACCUGCGUGGAUUCUUAUUAGGCUACUACAUCUACUUGACAUGGGACAAUAAUGAAACAUCCUUCACAGUGGAUCCCAGCAUAAACAAGUAUGAGCUGGAGAAUCUUGAAAGCAACUGUGCUUACCGUGUGCAGCUAUCUGCAUUUACAGCGGCUGGAGAAGGAGAGCGGAGUGAUUUCAAACACUUUGUCACAAACCUACUAGAAUUCACAGCUUUGAACAGCAUUAUAGCCACGGUUGUUGUGGGAAUAAUAAUUCUUUUACUAGCAGUUCACCUCAGCUGUCGACUUCUGCACAGAGCCAAGGAUCUGUUGUGGCCGAAUAUACCAAAUCCUGAGAACAGCAACGCUGUUCAGAAAAUUGAAAUUGCCUAUGAACUG
Molecule: messenger RNA, 2048 nt
Organism: Carassius gibelio (silver crucian carp)
Lineage: Eukaryota; Metazoa; Chordata; Actinopteri; Cypriniformes; Cyprinidae
Product: leukemia inhibitory factor receptor
Biological process (GO): cytokine-mediated signaling pathway
Cellular component (GO): signaling receptor complex; external side of plasma membrane
Molecular function (GO): cytokine binding; cytokine receptor activity
Source: RefSeq, a predicted model, not a curated record